AUGCGCGAGUUUGUUGCGGCUGGUAAAUGCGUAAAUCAAGGCCGUGAGGUGUUCACCAAGUGCAUACGCGAAACGGUCAAUAAUGUGCUGAAGGUGAAAUUGGUAGAGGACAAAAUGAAGAUUCCUUUCCUCUGCUGUCAGGUGGGUGCCACCAGGUCCUGUCUAAUGAAGGAGGCAAAGAAGGUGAAGGGCUGCAAGGAUGAACACGUGGAAACGCUAAACAGCCGCUUCAAUCAAGUCUCAAUGGGAACGAUGAACUUGGCUUGUGUGAUUGUGGGUGGUGGUUCAGGUGGCAUUUCAGUGGCGGCUCGAUUUGCCCGAUAUUUAAACAUUGUCCGGAAAGGCGGAACAAUAGCUGUGAUUGAGCCACAAAAUGUGCACUACUAUCAACCACUCUGGACACUUGUUGGAGCUGGCAUCAAAGACUUGCCUUCUACUGCGCGCGAUAUGAGUAGUGUAAUGCCAAAGGGUGUUGACUGGAUAAAGGAUUACUGUACGGAGGUUGACCCAAAAAAUAACAGCAUUCGUUUGGCUGGUGCAGCUGGCUCAAUUAAGUACGAGUACCUCAUUGUGGCAGCUGGUCUGAACAUUGACUGGAAUAAAAUAGAGGGCUUAACAGAGGCUUUAGAAACACCUGGUGUUUGCUCAAAUUAUUCCCCAAGAACCGUGCAGAAGACUUUUAGUGCAAUUGAAAAUCUUAAGAAUGGAAACGCCAUCUUUACCUUUCCAAAUUCUCCCGUCAAGUGCCCAGGCGCACCGCAGAAGAUUAUGUACCUCACUGAUGCUCAUCUUAGAAAGAACGGAAGGCGAUCAGAUGUCACCUUUCACUACAACACAGCAUUGCCGGUCAUAUUCGGUGUGAAGCACUAUGCAUCAGCCCUAAUGGAAGUUUGCAAAAAGCGUGAUUUAAAUGUCAAUACACGACUAAACUUGAAGAGAAUAGAUCCACUGGUAAAGACCGCUUACUUUGAGCAGCUUGAUCAUCCUGACAAGCCUUUGGCGGAGUGGAAAUACGAAAUGCUGCACGUCACACCACCAAUGAGUGCGCCCAAGUUUUUAGCCCCGCUUUCCAGUGAUUCUGCAAAUGGUUUCGUUUCCAUCGACACAAAAACACUUCAGCACCUUGAAUUCCCAAACGUAUUUGCCAUCGGUGAUUGUGCUGCUUUACCUACUUCAAAGACUGCUGCAGCAAUUGCGUCUCAGAACUACAUUCUUGCUCGAAAUCUACUUCAAGUAAUGCAAAGCGAUGGUGAAACGGUCAAGGAGUUUCCCGAACAAUACGAUGGAUACACGUCAUGUCCUUUGGUCACUGGCAACGACAAGUGUAUCCUGGCAGAGUUCAAUUAUUCACUUGAACCGUUGGAGACGUUUCCGCUGAGCCAGGCAAAAGAACGUACUUCAAUGUAUUUUAUGAAAAAAGACGUGUUGCCCUUCAUCUACUGGAAUGCAAUGCUCAAAGGACGCUGGAGAGGACCUAAAACGUUUCGACAAGUUGCUCAUUUAGGCUUCAGUAAUUAG
Molecule: messenger RNA, 1518 nt
Organism: Rhagoletis zephyria (snowberry fruit fly)
Lineage: Eukaryota; Metazoa; Arthropoda; Insecta; Diptera; Tephritidae
Source: RefSeq, a predicted model, not a curated record